AUGUUACGGCUCGGGAUUGUGCCGUUAUCGCAGGUCAUGUUAUGUCCAUGUCGCCAGUUUUGGGUAACCUGACUCGUCUCAAAACCCGUUUCCUUUAGAAGGUCAUAGAAUCCCGCCGUAGUUGGGAUUCCCGUUUUAAUAUCGGGCUUCAUAAUGAUUGCCUCUCUGAAACAUUUUUCUGGAAAAACAAUAUCGUUAGUCUUAAUACGAGACCUAUUUUGCCUUAUAAUACUCCCCUUUUGUUUAGCUAUUCGGACGCUAGCAACGUCGCCUGCGAGGCUUUUGUUGUGGGCACUAAUGAGGUGUCCCAUCGUAUGUGGACUGCUUGAAGCAGCUAAGAGCUCUACCUGGAGAGAACUUAAGGCUAUACAAUUUGCCUUAAGUGCGUUCAAAGCCUCGGUUCGGGGUAAGUGUGUAAAGUGGUAUUCUGACAGCCAAGGGGCCGUUCGUGUUGUGGAGAUAGGGAGUCCUAGUGCAGAAUUGCAUUCUAUUGCGCUUGAUAUUUUCUAUUUUUGUCGAACUUACAAUAUUACACUUAUUCCCCAGUGGGUUCCCAGGGAACUUAAUGCUUGUGCUGAUGCGAUUAGCCACAUUGUAGACUUCGAU
Porites lobata is the source of this 606-nucleotide messenger RNA. NCBI's taxonomy places the organism in Eukaryota, Metazoa, Cnidaria, Anthozoa, Scleractinia, Poritidae. The record is from the annotation of a GenBank genome assembly.